This is a messenger RNA of Ananas comosus (pineapple), 982 nucleotides long. RefSeq names its product cytochrome c1-like. The coding region runs from base 142 to 597 and encodes 151 amino acids. The record is from RefSeq and is a predicted model, not a curated record. The transcript has 2 exons. Lineage: Eukaryota; Viridiplantae; Streptophyta; Magnoliopsida; Poales; Bromeliaceae.
AUAUAAAUACCCCCCAACACCCAAACCCUUUUCCCAUCCCACACAAUAUAAUUGUGAUCACACCCCCUCUCCUGCUUAAUUCUCUCCUCUUCUGUAUCGCCGUCGCGCGCCUCUCUCCCUCCCCAGUCUCCGACGAUCUCCAUGGCUUCUGCCGAGGUUGAAUCAGUCCCUGCCGUCGAGGCUCCAGUCGAAACCCCGCCCGCCGCCACCCCGGCUGUCGAGGCCGAGGCCCCCGCACCGGUAGUCGAAGAACCCAAAGAGGAAGCCCCGGCCGCCAUCGAACCCGAGGCGGAGGCUGAGCCGGCGGCUGAAGCCGUCGAGGAGAAGCCCACAGAAGAGCCGGCGGCUGAGGCGGCCGCUGCCGCCGCACCUGCUGAGGCAGAACCAGUGGCUGACGAGCCUGCAGAAGAAGCUCAGCCAGUCGAGACGGAGGCCGUCGAGCCGACAGUCGAGGAGACUGCCGCAGAGCCGGAGGCCCCGGUCGAAGAGCCGCCAGCGUCAGAAGAGGCCGCGCCUGAAGAGCCAGCUCCGGCACCCGCCGUAGAAGACGAGGCCAAACCAGCAGAGGUAGCAGAAGAGGCAGCAGUAUCAGAGUAGUAGACAAAAGAGUUAUGCAGAACAGCGCAGUCGGCAAACAGUUAUUCAUAUGUUAUGGCUUGUGGCUUUUGCUUGCAUUGAUUAUUGAGGGUUCUAGCUUAAGAGUAAUUAAGUGCUGAGGUAUUAAAAUUACAUAUAUAUUUAUGCUAUUUCUGAGGUAUUAAAAUUACAUAUAUAUUUAUGCUAGUAAUUAAGUAUUUAUUUUUAGUAAUAAGUCCUAUGAGUAUGAUUAUCUAGAGGUGAGUUGCUAUUUAUUAAAAUAAAAAAAAAAGUUGGUUAUUAUGAGAGAGAGUACGCGUCGAGUGAGUACGGGGAGAGAGUUCUAUGGUUGUAAUCUUUAUAUAUGAGUUUACCUUGUGGUUGUUGUGUUGAUUUGCUCUAUUUA